Molecule: messenger RNA, 2867 nt
Organism: Somion occarium
Lineage: Eukaryota; Fungi; Basidiomycota; Agaricomycetes; Polyporales; Cerrenaceae
Source: the annotation of a GenBank genome assembly
AAUCUUUCUCUUCACCGUGGACGAUGUCGCCCAGGGCAUGUCCAGCAACCACCACUCACCUAUAACAUUCUUUUCCAUCGUGCAUCUUACUCUUUUCCCUUGACGACACCGCUAUAGGUCACAGCCACACGACUCGAGAACAACAAUAGACCUUGCGGGACGCAAUUUCCCGAUUGCAUUUCACUCCAUUCCCUUCAGGUCGCCCUUCAUGUUUUUCUCAGUCGCCAGGCUGCGACUCCCUUUACUUGCCCUCGCUUUCUUCCAAAUUUCCUCCACUCAAGCUCGCGAGCGAUCGUUAUUCACGUCUUCAGUAUCUUAUUGCGCACCUCCGGAAAGUCUUCUAGUCCAGCAGUUCGACAUCGCCUACAUUGAGAAGAAUUCAUCAGUUUCAUUCAAUGUUUCUAUCGCCAGUGUCAUCCGCAACACUAAUGUCACCGCCAAUCUUCUGGUCAAUGUCUAUGGCAUGCAACCCCUCAAUCUCACCCUCGAGCUCUGCUCCGUCUUCGGUGGCGCUCUUUGUCCGCUACCCACAUACAACUUUACGGGUUCGGAUUCAAUAACUCUUCCUCCCUCUGUUCGGGACCAGGUCACCUCGAAGAUCCCUGGCAUUGCAUACCAAAUUCCUGAUCUCGAAGCCUUCGCUCAGCUCACCCUCACCGACAGUUCAAGCGGGAAGCUUCGCGCGUGCAUUCAGUCUACUCUUUCGAAUGGCUGGUCUGCCCGUCAAAUGGCAGUCGAAUGGUCUACGGGAGGCAUUGGUCUCCUGGCGUUCCUUUCCGCAGUAUGGCACUCAUACAUUCCCCACUCCUUGGCGCCAAUAAGGCUUCUGGAUGUGAUGUUCCUCUUCCAAGCCAUCGCUGUCUCUGGGCUGUGGAGCCUUAAUUAUCCCCUGGUUUACCAAGCAUUCACCCAGAACUUCUCAUGGGCAUUGGGCCUCUUCCCAGUGUCCAACGAUUCGCCCAUGCAGCGGUCUAUUGACCACAUGCGCCAACUUACGGGAGGAAAGUUUGAGAACGCCGGCGGUGGUAGCGCUAUUUCAUUAGUCAACCGGAGGAUCAGCCCGUACAAUCAACCCGCUGCUCGUUCGUUCAUCGCUCGUGCCGUAGAUGGAGCGACGGCAGCGGAUGUUCCUCAAACCGCGUCGAACAGUUCCUUGGCAGGCAGCAACUUCCUCGUAGGCGGUGAUGUUGUCACUGUUACCCAGAAUUCGCCAAAUGUCCUUCAAGCUGGACUUCCAAUCUACGUCACCAGCGUCGGUAUCGAUACUCCCAAUGCCUUCAUGACAAUAUUCCUCACUAACCUAAUUAUCCUUGUAAUCUGCGUGGCCGCGCUUGGACUGGGCUACCUUUGUCUCCUUGCCCUGCGCCGCACUUCUUGGGCCAAGCAAAGAGAAGACAAACUAGAUUCAGCUAUUGCUGCAUAUCCGACAUUUGCGCGGGCUUGGGGGCUCCGCAUUGUCCUUAUCAUUCUCACCCCCGUGCUUGUCUUCACGUUCUACCAAUGGACGCUGAAAGAUUCAUGGCUAUCCAUUCUCCUUUCGGUCAUCCUCCUUCUCGCUAUCGCAGCUGCCCUCGGUUUCGCGCUGUACACUCUCUACCGCCGACGAUCAGACCCAGACAUUUCAUCGCAUCACUCGUCCAUCGAACCAUUGGUAGCUCCUUAUAGGCCUCAGCGGUUCUACUAUGGUAGCAUAGUGCUACUUGCGAUGUUCGUCAAGGCGCUUGUUACUGCCUUCGCUAAAGGUCAGGGGAAAGUGCAAGCUAUCCUCAUCCUCGUUGUUGAAGGCCUUUUCUUCGGCGUUCUCGUCGUCAUGAAGCCUCAUCGUACUCGUGGCGCAGAUGUAUUUGCGGGCUACCUUUCGUUAACUCGCACGGCAUGCACCGGACUUACCAUUGCAUUCUCUCAAUCUUUGGCGUUGGCACCAAUUCCGCGAGUCGUCAUCGGAAUUGUCAUCGCAGUGAUAUUCUCAAUAUCCGUGGUAGUCAUGUUCCUGAACAUCGUCUACAAUCUCGUAUUGUGGAUAUGGGCUCGAGGCAGGUCACGCAAGGAAGGCACUACUGUCUUACCCAGUAGAGCAUCCUCGUCCGCUGCCUCGGUGGAAAAUGGACAAGAUAAGAAGGAUGAAGAGAAACUCCCAACUGCCAGUGUCACGCCAGCAUCCUCUUCACAUUUCUAUGCAAGACCGGGGAACCCUGCACCUUCGCAUACACCAACGACAGCGUCAUGGCGCAGUCCACCACUAAGCGCCGUGAGCCAAAUGAGCGAACGGCCUAGUCAAUAUUCGGGGACUACAGCAUCGUCGACGUUGGGAGAGACGCUUCCUCGGCGAUGGUCUUUCCAACAUUCAAGACCGCCAUCAGGUUCCGUAGAAUCAUCACACGCUACCCUUAGCUAUGUGACCAGCCCAUCCGCACCUGUGUCGAUGUAUACAAAUCCACGACAUAGUAGACAACCCUCGUCACCGUCAGAUCGUUACAGCCAAGAAGCAGACAGUCACAUUCGAUGAUGAACAGACAAUUGGACUUCGGCAUUGGAACUAUUUCAUUGGGACAGCUUGUGUGCAUUGUUGCUUUUUCGCGAUUCCUUUGUCAUUCACCUUUCAACGCAUCCACAUCCACUUUGCACGGGCGCCGAUUAAUUCGCAUCUGACUGUGCACCGAAACUCUUUAGCAUUUCCUCGCAAUCACUCCUGCAUCCUGGAUCGGCCCUCUGCAAUUGGUUAUCUUGCAUAUUUCAUGGUAGACCAGUACAUCCACACACUAUCAUUUUUUAUUGUAGACCCAUAGAUUUCCUUCUUUCGUAGCAUACUUAUCCCAUGUACAUUACUGAACCUCCCCGCACAAUUAUCCAAACGUCUUCUCUCUACU